AAUCGGUAUUUCAGGAAUUUACAGUUUCCUCUUUAUGUUUCACUUUCACUUUCUCCCUAAAGUAAAUGCUGAGGUUGCAAGAGAUGAAGAUUUUUAUGGUGGGGAGGGUGGAGGUAUUUCUGCUCGGGUGUGACUUGUUCCUGCUGCAUGUGUAACGUGUUUCUCAUAGUUCUCCUGCUGCUCCCUCGCUCCCCUUUGUUGUCUUUGCGGAAACAGGGACAACCCUAAUGAAACACUACAAAACAGAGGCAUUGCAACAUUUUUCUGCUUCUAGUUGUGACCGAGGAUAAAGAAUGGGGCGGGUCUCUGUUCACUGGGAGAAUCCUGCUAUACAGAGCCACAAACUGCAGCUGGAUCAGUGAUUCUUCACACACAGGAAUUAUGAAUUGCUCCUCUUACCUGCAGGACCAAAAGAAAGAGAAUGCUCAGCUUCAGGUUUGCCUACAUCUUCUCUUAUAACCUGUUCCAGUUCUGUGGACACACUUGGAUACUGGCUAACACCAUAGCCAGGUUUCUCACAUUUGGUCAAGAUGCCUUAGCAGACACAUUCUACUCUGUCGGAUUUGUGAUGAGUCUCUGCCAGCUGCUCUCCAUUCUGGAGCUUUUCCAUAUCGCAGAUGGGAUUGAGAAAGCCAGGCUCCUUCCUCGCUUCGUGCAAGUGAUGGAGAAGAACCUCCUGCUGGUCAUGGUCAUCUUGUUGGAGGAGUUCCAGAGUAAACCGGUCGUGUGUAUCCAGUUCUUCUUGUGGAACAUUUUGGACCUCUUGCGGUACCCACAUGAACUACUACUGUGUGUUAUGGAUACACCCUCCAUUGCCAUGCUGUGGACUCGCUAUACUCUCUGGAUCCCCUUAUAUGUUCUGUCAGUCAUCAGUGAAGGUGUCACUGUAUACCAGGCCCUGCCUUACAUUGAGCAGGUAGUAUCGCACUCUGCUCCACUGAGGUUGACAGUGACAACACAUCUUCACCUGCCCCUCAUCCUGAUGGUCUACCUGCCUGUCCAUGGUCUUGGAGCCUCUGUAACAGUCUGGCAGCUGCUGAAGGAGAGACAACACCACGUGGAGAAAUGGAACAAGAAGAUGAAAAGGAAAUGACUCAAUUAAACUGAAUGUUUGGAUGCUUCCUGAAAUUUCUCUGAACAGAUUUUUGUAGAUUUUUUUAAAGGACUAUGAAAACUUCAAUUGAAGGGUGUUACUUUUUUAAUUCAGUCAGUUUGCUUUGUAGCACAGUGGUUAGCAUUGUUACCUCACAGUAAGAAGGUUUCCUUCUGUGCCUUGCUGUGCGGAGUUUGCAUGUUCUCUCUGUGAAGUAGAGCACAGUGGCAGUGCAGUCCGAAACAGUGGGAGGUCGGGGUAACAAGUCUGCCACAUUCUUCAAAACCAGAGGAGGCAACACUAGGAAACCAAACAGUGAUCCAGCAGAACCACAGGUUUUGUUCAGUGCACAAGGAAUAAAGUACCAUAUGGGGGUUUAUUCCUUUGAGAGCCAGAUUUAUUGAUUUCAGGUUUAGUUAUUGUUAAUGUUAGUGUUAAUGAAUCCAUCUCAAUUUAAUUCAUGUUGACAUUGAGAGAAAAUCUCAAUGUUCUCUCUAAGGCCAUUAAAUUGAAAGCUGAACAUUCUGCUGUUUGAGGUCAACUGAGAGUUCAGGCACAUCUUUCUUCUAAGACGGAUCCCCCGAA
Monopterus albus (swamp eel) is the source of this 1678-nucleotide messenger RNA. RefSeq names its product 3-hydroxyacyl-CoA dehydratase 4 (gene hacd4). Gene Ontology annotation, molecular function: 3-hydroxyacyl-CoA dehydratase activity. NCBI's taxonomy places the organism in Eukaryota, Metazoa, Chordata, Actinopteri, Synbranchiformes, Synbranchidae. The record is from RefSeq and is a predicted model, not a curated record. Gene Ontology annotation, biological process: very long-chain fatty acid biosynthetic process; fatty acid elongation; sphingolipid biosynthetic process. The coding region runs from base 422 to 1093 and encodes 223 amino acids. Gene Ontology annotation, cellular component: endoplasmic reticulum membrane. The transcript has 7 exons.